This is a messenger RNA of Colletotrichum graminicola M1.001, 693 nucleotides long. RefSeq names its product essential protein Yae1. The record is from RefSeq and is a predicted model, not a curated record. The coding region runs from base 1 to 693 and encodes 230 amino acids. Lineage: Eukaryota; Fungi; Ascomycota; Sordariomycetes; Glomerellales; Glomerellaceae. The transcript has a single exon.
AUGCAUAUUCAGCCCAUUGACAAUACGGAGAUUGAGCCCUUUACCAGCGCCAUGGCUACCGACCCCCGCCUCACUGUCGUGCCCGAGGCGCAAGAGAUCUUCGACGACGUCUGGGGUUCGGAGCCGGGCUCGCCAACCAAUGUGCCCCAACAUGCGCCCACAGGGACACACCCUGGCGACAUCCCGAGACUGCAGGCGGAACACACCACCGCUGGGUACCGCGAGGGAGUCACUGUGGCCAAAGCCCAGAGCAUCCAGGUGGGGUUCGACGAGGGCUUCAGUCUGGGAGCCGAGCUCGGGUCGCUCGCCGGCCAGAUUGUCGGCAUUCUGGAGGGCAUUGCCGCCGCCUUGGUCGGCCAGGACGAGGCCGUCGUGAAGGCCGCGCGCAAGGCCUCGGACGACGCCAAGACGGAGCUGAGGACGGACUCCAUCUUCACACCCGCCUUCUGGAAUACCGACGGGACCUGGAAGUUCGACGUCGACGAGCACGUGGGCGAGGAGAUCCUCUUCUCCGACGUGGCCCGCGCCCAUCCGCUCAUCCAGAAAUGGACAAAGGUCGCAGACGCCGAGGUCGAGCGGUGGGGUAUCGUCCUUAAUGCUAUCGGCGAUGUGCAGGAGCAUCAGAGGCAGCCUAGCCCGGAGCGGGCUCCAAGCUCCGCCGUGCCACAGACGAAGAAACCUCUGGACUGGUGA